AUGAACCCCAGAUGUGAGAAGAAUGAGCGGAGAGAGAUCCACCCUCCAACAGACAAUGGGGUUCAACAAUAUUCUGUUACCAAUGAUUGGAAUGGGCCAGAUGAUCCGGAGAACCCUCGAAACUUUUCCUUUGCGACACGGGCGUGGGGCCAACUAUCCGUCACCUGUCUGGCCCUUGCGAGCGCAUUCGCUGGUGCCAUCUAUGCCCCAGCGACGCAGGACAUAAUACGAGCCUUCCAUUGCAGUUAUGAGGUUUCAAUUCUGCCUCUUGCCUUAUAUAACCUUGGCAUGGCCUUUGGCCCUCUUGCUGGGGCACCCCUGUCUGAAGCAUACGGAAGAAAAGCCGUGUUUCUCAUCACAACUCCCGUCUCUAUUCUCUUCAUGGUGGGCGCAGGUGCGGCCAAUGACUUGGGAGGUAUAAUAAUUUGCCGAUUCUUUGCCGGAGUUCUUGCAUCACCAAAUAUAAGUAACGCCUCUGCUACUAUCCUCGACUACAUGCCCGAGCUAUACCGUGGAGUGUGCCUUGGGGUUUACUAUUCCUUUCCAUCUCUCGGUGCGACAUUGGGACCACUCGCUGGGGGCUUCAUUGUUCAAAAAGAAUCAUGGCGCUGGACACAGUGGGUGGGCAUUUUUGUCUCCGUUGCGACAUAUGUGCCUGUUCUCUUCACGAAGGAGACUUAUAAAGGUGUCAUAAUCAAGCGCAGAGCAAGAAAACUGGGUCUUAAUGAUACAUCCUCACAGAAGAGCUCGUUAAAAAAGACUUUAAGACACUUCUUUCUCACUUUAGUCCAGCGCCCUCUCCACAUGCUUUUUACAGAACCUAUCGUCACCCUGGUCAGUUUGUACAAUGGUCUCAUUUUCGGUGUGCUAUAUGCGUAUAUUGUCUCCAUUCCUUGGACCUUCGAAAAGUACUAUGGAUUUACUCUGAACGGUCAAUCACUAUCAUACCUUGGUGUGAGCCUGGGUACUCUCGCUGCCUGUAUCCCAUUCUCUCUUAUUGAUAUAUUCUACUAUCAAAAAAGGUUCAAUGCUUGGAAACCAACUCAAGACCAAAAUGAACGAUUCCCACCAGAGAACCGUCUGGUUUCAGCAAUGAUAGCAAGUCCUUUCCUUCCAGCUUUUCUCCUUGUUGCUGGAUGGACGGCUGAGCACCGAAUUCACUGGAUAGUGCCAAUAAUAUUUCAGGGAAUGACAAUGAUGGCGUGUCUCCUUGUCUAUGCCGGGGCGAAUUUGUUUAUGCUGGAUUCUUAUGGUCCACUCUAUGGGGCGUCUGCAUCUGGUGCAAUGAUGUUUAGCAGGUACCUCAUGAGCUUUUUCUUCCCACUAUUUACGCUACGUAUGUUUCAAAAACUUGGCGUCGGCUGGGCAACCUCGCUUUUAGCCCUCUUGAUGCUACUUAUGGCACCGAUUCCCUGGGGAUUUUGGGUAUUCGGCUCGCGUCUGCGAAGGAAAAGCAAAUAUGAAACUAGCAGUUAA
Molecule: messenger RNA, 1476 nt
Organism: Penicillium angulare
Lineage: Eukaryota; Fungi; Ascomycota; Eurotiomycetes; Eurotiales; Aspergillaceae
Product: MFS transporter
Exons: 1
Coding region: 1-1476 (491 amino acids)
Biological process (GO): spermine transport; spermidine transport; transmembrane transport
Cellular component (GO): membrane
Molecular function (GO): spermine transmembrane transporter activity; spermidine transmembrane transporter activity
Source: RefSeq, a predicted model, not a curated record